AUGUCGCCGCAGCCGGCCCCCGAUGACCUCGCCAAGGACAAGGAGAGGGAGACCAAUGUCCUUAUUGAGGCGGCCCCGGGGUCACCGGCGAAGGCGGCUGAGGAGGGCGAUGGCCACGGCCAUGGUAGGCCCACACCGUUGCCGGUGACAUGGUUCCGGAUGCUGGCCAGGGAGUUGCACUGGAGCUUCGUCUUCGACAUGGUGGCCACGUACAGCAUCAGCCAGGGCCUCGGUGGUGGCAUCACGCGUCCGACUACUACUGGAAGGACGUGUUAG
This is a messenger RNA of Miscanthus lutarioriparius, 276 nucleotides long. The record is from the annotation of a GenBank genome assembly. NCBI's taxonomy places the organism in Eukaryota, Viridiplantae, Streptophyta, Magnoliopsida, Poales, Poaceae.